Molecule: messenger RNA, 1294 nt
Organism: Ipomoea nil (Japanese morning glory)
Lineage: Eukaryota; Viridiplantae; Streptophyta; Magnoliopsida; Solanales; Convolvulaceae
Product: coiled-coil domain-containing protein 93
Exons: 9
Coding region: 167-976 (269 amino acids)
Biological process (GO): Golgi to plasma membrane transport
Source: RefSeq, a predicted model, not a curated record
CAUCCCCAAGACCCCGACGUCCCUGAUACAAUUGGAUCUCUUUAACCCAAAAAGGAGUUGGCUAGUGGUGACCGGUGAAACCAUAACACGAGAAGACAGUUCUGAAUCUAUUAACGGAGAAAAAAAAAAAAAAAAGAAGAAGAAAGAUUUAAGAAAAAUUAUAAAAAUGACAAGAGAGAGCAACGUAGAAGAACUGAAGCAGGAAAAGAACAAAAUAUUGAAUGAAAUAAAUGGACUGCAAGAAAAAAUUGAUCCAACGGCUCAGAGAUUGCUGUCACUCUUGGAAACCCUCAAGGCUCUUGAGAAGCAACAUUCUGAAUUGCAUUGCACACUACGUAAUUCUAAAUUGCAAUCUAAGAUAAAUGAGCUGGAGGAAGUAGAACAAAAUACGAAAGAGGGAAAGCUUUCUAAUAGUUUCGAUCAUUCUUUAUCCGAUUCCAAUGAGAGGCUGGAUUCUGUAAAGAAGGAGCUUGCUUCUAAGUUAAGGGCUAUUAUGUCACUAAAACGGAGUCUUGAUAGUGUACCUUCACAAGCUGAACUCAUUCAGUAUGAACUCCGCCUCUCUGAACUUAAUACCCAUAUUCAGGGAAAGCAUUGUCAAACUCAGAAAUACUAUGCUACUUUUAACACAUUGUUGGAAAUCAAAGAAUUGAUGCUAAAGGAAACAUCUUUACUAAACUCCAUUAGUUCACAGUUCCAAAAUGCUAUUACUAGCCCUGCAGGUCGGGAGAAACUUAUUUCUUCCAUGGAAGGAAUUUUGCAGGGAACUCAACAGAAACUGGAAAAAGUACAACUUGCACUGGAAUCAGAGAUGGAAGUUCGUGAAAUUCGCAAAGCCAAGUUUGUUUCAACUAUUUCUGAACAAAGAAAGUGCAAUGCCCUUCUAAAAACUCUCCAGGUGGAACGUGCAAAGAACGAGAGCCUUUGCCAGCAGACAUCAGAAAGCGCCCCCAGUGGCGUGCAAGAGAAGUUAUGAUUUUCGUCACUUCAGAUGAAAGUAUUGUUGCAGCAGCGUAAAAGGUCCGGUUUAAAACCGGGGAGAAGUGAAACAGUAGGUUGAGUAUGCUAUGCUACUGUGAUGAUAACCAAAGGGGGCAGCCUGAGGCUGGUCUGCAAAUGCACAGAAUGAAUGUAUGAAUUUGGGCUAUCAAGGUAUGUUGAUAUGUGUUGUGAGCAGCAUGAAUAAUGUAUGUUACACUAAUAAACAUACAAGAAUAAUAAACCAAUGUGUUGUUUGUGUAUGAAGAGAUCUCUUUAACACAUGUCUUGAAAGGGGGAGGUUUGAUGGGCUCCA